Molecule: messenger RNA, 1047 nt
Organism: Pseudopodoces humilis (Tibetan ground-tit)
Lineage: Eukaryota; Metazoa; Chordata; Aves; Passeriformes; Paridae
Source: RefSeq, a predicted model, not a curated record
AUGACCAAUGUCCACAAAAAAAGAACUUUCAGAACUGAUAAGCUCUCACUUUCAGACUUGCUGCACAUAGCAAUUUUGGCUUCCAUACUUUCUCUUAUCAUUUACUGGAUCAUCAGAGACAAAUACAGAGUGAGGAACCUGAAUGGAAAGCAUGUCUUCAUAACAGGCUGUGACACUGGACUUGGAAACUCACUGGCUAAAUGGCUUGACAAAAGGGGAUUUUGUGUCAUUGCUGCAUGUGCUACAGAAAAAGGAAGCCAAGAGCUACUGUCCUGCUCUUCACUCUCACUGAAGACAGUGAAUCUGAACUUAGCAGACUCCAACAGCAUUGCAAGGGCUGUGGUGUUUGUGAAUGAACAGACAGCUGGCAAGGGGCUUUUUGGCUUGGUGAGCUAUGCUGAAGGAACAGCACCUGCUGGACCCACCGACUGGCUGAGGAUUGAAGAUUUCCAUUCAGUCCUGAAUGUUAGUCUGCUGGGAUUGAUUGAAAUCACACUCAAGCUUCUGCCACUUCUGAAAAAAGCUGAGGGAAGAGUUGUCAAUCUCAUUAAUGCCAAAGGCUUCGUGGCUUUAGUAGGGGGUGGCUACAGUCUGUCCAGAUGGGGCAUGGAAGCUUUCUCUGACACCUUACGGAUAGAAAUGCAGCAUUUUGGAGUGAAAGUAAGCAUUGUUGAGCAUGGUUUCUUUAAGGCAGAAGAAGUUAAUUCAGAUAUUAUUGAGAAAUACCUCUUCAAACUUUGGAACAGACUGACUCCUGAGAUCAGGGACUCCUACGGAGAAAAAUACUUAGUUGAAUAUAUAAAAGCCCAAAGAUCAUCAGUGAAAAGACUGUGUGACUAUGAUAUUUCUAAUGUCAUAAAAUGCAUGGAACAUGCCCUGAUAGCAAGGUACCCCAGGACACGAUACAGAGCUGGAUGGGAUGCAAAGUUCUUCUGGCUGUUUCUCUCCUAUGCCCCAAGCUGUUUGUCAGACAUGUUGUUGCGUAUUACAUUUCCAGCCCCAGCAGUGAGCGGGAGACCAGUUCAUGGAGUGCUAAUUAAUGUCUAG